Molecule: messenger RNA, 5197 nt
Organism: Megalops cyprinoides (Indo-Pacific tarpon)
Lineage: Eukaryota; Metazoa; Chordata; Actinopteri; Elopiformes; Megalopidae
Product: receptor-type tyrosine-protein phosphatase kappa-like
Exons: 34
Coding region: 53-4441 (1462 amino acids)
Biological process (GO): protein dephosphorylation
Cellular component (GO): membrane
Molecular function (GO): protein binding; protein tyrosine phosphatase activity
Source: RefSeq, a predicted model, not a curated record
CAGGCAGGGAUAACCAAAGCUACCGAAAAAGAGUUUUGUUCAAUAAAGAAACAUGGAUACAAUCGUUCUGCAUUCUCUCCUCUUCUGUUCUGCAAUUCUGAGAGUUGGAUCGCAGUUCUCGGCUGGGGGCUGUACCUUUGAUGACGGCCCUGCCCAGUGUGACUACCAGCAGGAGCCAUAUGAUGACUUUGAUUGGACGCAUGUCAGUGCUCAGGAGGCGGCAUACCUGUCCUCCCAGCUCCCGCAAGGAUCGUAUAUGAUGGUGGACUCUUCCCUGCACGACGUUGGGGAGAAAGCCCGCCUCCUGCUGCCGGUGAUGAAGGAGAAUGACACGCACUGCAUCGACUUCAACUACCUGCUGUUCUCCGAGGACGGCUCCAGCCCCGGCACACUCAACAUCUUGGUGAAGGUCAACAAAGGUCCCCUGGCCAAUCCCAUCUGGAAUGUGACCAGCUACACAGGUGAUGACUGGCUGCGGGCGGAGCUGGCCGUUAGCACCUUCUGGCCUAACGAGUACCAGGUCAUAUUUGAAGCAGAGGUCUCCGAUGGGAAGAGUGGUUACAUUGCGAUUGAUGACGUCCAGGUUUUGAGCUAUCCAUGUGAUAAAUCGCCUCACUUCCUGCGUCUCGGAGAUGUGGAAGUCAACGCAGGGCAGAACGCCACUUUCCAAUGUAUUGCCACGGGCCGCGACGCUGUCAAUAACAGACUGUGGCUGCAGAGAAGGAAUGGGGAGGAUAUUCCAGUGACAUACACCAAGAACAUCAACCACAGGAGGUUCGCCGCCUCCUUCCAGCUGAAAGAAGUGACCAGUCAGGAGCGAGACCUGUAUCGGUGCGUUACCCAAUCACAGCGCGGUGCAGGAGUGUCCAACUUCGCCAGGCUCAUUAUCCAUGAACCACCACGGCCCAUUGCUCCGCCUCAGCUGCUAGCAGUUGGGCCUACAUACCUCCAGAUCCAACUCAACGCCAACUCCAUAUUUGGGGAUGGGCCCAUUGUCACAAAGGAGGUGAUGUACCGCAUGACAUCCGGCAGCUGGACGGAGACCCAUGUGGUCAACGCCCCCACCUACAAGCUGUGGCACCUGGACCCUGACACUGAGUACGAGAUCCGAGUUCUGCUCACCAGGCCCGGAGAAGGGGGCACAGGCCAACCUGGACCCCCCCUCAUCACUAGGACCAAGUGUGCAGAACCGAUGCGGACCCCAAAGAGCCUAAAGAUCGCAGAGACUCAGGCCCGCUUCAUAGUAGUGGACUGGGAGUCCCUGGGCUACAACAUCACUCGCUGCCACACCUUCAACCUCACCAUCUGCUACCAUUACCACGGCGCCAACAACCAGACUAAGGCAGACUGCCUGGACAUGGACCCAAAAGCGCCACGUCAUGUGGUGGGGAACCUGCCGCCCAACACCAACGUCACCCUGAAGAUGAUCCUCACCAACCCAGAGGGACGCAAGGAGAGCGACGAGGUGGUCAUCCACACAGAUGAGGACGUGCCCAGUGCUGUCCCCAGCCGAUCCAUGAAGGCCACUCCCUUUGAAGACCGCAUAUUCCUGCACUGGAAGGAACCACUAGAGCCCAAUGGUAUCAUCACCCAGUAUGAGAUCAGCUACAGCAGCGUGCGGUCCUUCGACCCUUCGGUGCCUCUCCUGCAGCCCCCCCUGACCGUGUCCCUGCCCUGGAACGCCUCUCACCACGUUUUCCCCCAGCUGCACCCCGGCACCACCUACCAGUUCAGCAUCCGUGCCAGCACCGUCAAGGGCUUCGGCCCGCCUACCACCCUCAACGUCACCACCAACAUCUCCGCUCCCACAUUAGAAGAAUACGAUGGCCUGGAGGCAUUUCUGAAUGAGACCGCCACCACAAUCACUGUCCUGCUCAAGCCAGCCCAGGCCAAAGGCGCCCCCAUCAGCUCCUACCAGAUCGUGGUGGAGGAGUUAAAUCCCCAUCGCUCUCGGAGGGAGGCCAGCUCUGUGGACUGCUACCAGGUCCCUGUGUCUUAUCAGAGCGCCUCCAGCGGCGCUUCACCCUAUUACUUCGCCGCCGAGCUGCCGCCCAGCAACCUCCCCGAGCCCUCGCCGUUCACCGUGGGAGACAACAAGACCUACCAGGGCUUCUGGAAUCCUCCGCUGGCCCCCAGGAAGAACUACAACAUUUACUUCCAGGCGGUCAGCAGCGUGGAGAAGGAAACAAAGACUCAGUGUCUGAGACUUGCAACAAAAGGGGCGACCGAGGAGCCCGAGGUGAUUCCGGAUCCGGCCAAGCAGACUGACAGAGUGGUGAAGAUCGCUGGCAUUGGGGCAGGAGUGCUGGUCUUCAUCCUCCUCCUCCUCCUCGCCAUCCUGCUGGUGAAAAAGAGGAGGACCUACUAUUCUUACUCCUAUUACCUGAAACUUGCCAAGAAACGUAAGGAUGCCAUCGGGAACACAAGGCAGGAGAUGACCCACAUGGUGAAUUCCAUGGACCGGAGCUACGCUGAUCAGAGCACCAUGCACGCUGAGGACCCCAUGUCUGUCACCUUCAUGGACUCACACAACUUUAACAACAGAUUGCCCAGUGACCCUCUUGUGCCAACCGCUGUGCUAGUGCCAAUAACUGACGAGAACCACACGGUGUCUGCCGAAUCCAGCCGCCUGCUGGAUGUCCCGCGGUACCACUGCGAGGGGACGGAGUCGCCCUACCAGACGGGCCAGCUGCACCCCGCCAUCCGCGUGGCGGACCUGCUGCAGCACAUCAACCUGAUGAAGACCUCGGACAGCUACGGUUUCAAGGAGGAGUACGAGAGUUUCUUUGAAGGCCAGUCUGCCUCCUGGGAUGUGGCCAAGAAAGAGCAGAAUCGGACCAAGAAUCGCUAUGGAAACAUCAUUGCAUACGACCACUCCAGAGUAAUCCUGCAGCCAAUGGCAGAUGACCCCUCCUCCGAUUACAUCAACGCCAACUACAUUGAUAUUUGGCUGUACAGGGAUGGUUAUCAGAGGCCAAGUCAUUACAUUGCUACGCAAGGGCCAGUCCAUGAGACAGUCUAUGACUUCUGGAGAAUGGUCUGGCAGGAGCAGUCUGCCUGUGUUGUCAUGGUGACCAACCUGGUGGAAGUUGGACGAGUCAAGUGCUAUAAGUAUUGGCCAGACGAUGCCGAGCUUUAUGGGGAUUUUAAAGUGACCUUUGUGGAGGUGGAGCCUCUUGCCGAAUAUGUGGUCAGAACGUUUACGCUGGAGCGGAGAGGGUUUAAUGAGCUGCGAGAGGUGAAGCAGUUCCACUUCACGGGCUGGCCGGAUCAUGGCGUGCCCUACCAUGCCACGGGCCUUCUGUCCUUCAUCCGCCGGGUCAAGAUGUCCAACCCGCCCAGCGCCGGACCCAUCGUGGUGCACUGCAGUGCCGGCGCCGGACGGACAGGUUGCUACAUCGUGAUCGACAUCAUGCUGGACAUGGCCGAGAGGGAGGGCGUGGUGGACAUCUACAACUGCGUGAAGGCUCUGCGCUCGAGACGCAUCAACAUGGUGCAGACAGAGGAGCAGUACAUCUUCAUCCAUGAUGCUAUUCUAGAGGCUUGCCUCUGUGGGGAGACCGCCAUCCCCACCUGCGAGUUCAAGGCCACCUACUACGACAUGAUCAGAAUAGACUCCCAGAGCAACUCCUCACACCUGAAAGACGAAUUCCAGACAUUGACCUCGGUGACCCCCCAGCCCCAGGCAGAAGACUGCAGCAUCGCCCUGCUGCCCCGGAACCAUGAGAAGAACCGCUUCAUGGACGGGCUGCCCCCCGACCGCUGCCUGCCUUUUCUCAUCACCAUCGACGGGGAGAGCAGCAAUUACAUCAACGCCGCCCUGCUGGACAGUUACAGGCAGCCUGCAGCCUUCAUCGUCACCCAACACCCUCUGCCCAACACCAUAAAGGACUUCUGGAGGCUGGUGUACGACUACGGCUGCACCUCCCUCGUCAUGCUCAAUGAGAUCGACCUCACGCAGGGCUGUACUCAGUACUGGCCGGAGGAGGGAAUGCUCCGCUACGGGCCCAUCCAGGUGGAAUGCAUGUCCUGCUCCAUGGAUUGUGAUGUCAUCAGCCGACUCUUCAGAAUAUGUAACCUCACCAGACCUCAGGAGGGUUACCUGAUGGUCCGGCAGUUCCAGUACCUGGCCUGGGCGGCGCACAGAGAGGUUCCUGCAUCCAAGCGCUCCUUCCUCAAGCUCAUUCUGCAGGUGGACAAGUGGCAGGAGGAGUGCGAGGAGGGAGAGGGGCGAACCAUCAUACACUGCCUGAACGGAGGCGGCCGCUGUGGGAUGUUCUGUGCCAUCACUAUCGUGUGCGACAUGAUCAAGCGGCAGAAUGUGGUGGACGUGUUCCAUGCGGUGAAGAGCCUGCGCAACAGCAAACCCAACAUGGUGGAGAGCCUGGAACAAUACCGCUUCUGUUAUGACCUCGCCCUGGAAUACAUCGAGACAUCAUAGCUGAGGGAAUGUUCUGGAAUGCAGUAUACACCUCCUCCAGUUGGAAACAUUGUAACUCUAUCAUUUGUGCUGGAGAGGACGUCUAGUGUACUGUGAGCGGAUUAGAAAUGUCCCUGUUGUACUUAUUGCCACAGAGUGGAAGGCUGGCUUUAGGUCAGGUUUUCUUUACUGUCCUUUCAAUCUGUUCUGAUUUCACAUGCAGCCACUGCUAAAGAAAAUGCUACGAUGUUGCAUGCUAAAGUGUUUUCUGUAUUAUCAUUUUUAAUGAACAAUGUAUACCACAUAUGUCAAACAUAAAUGUGAAAGAAAAAAAAUAUCAAUGCACUCUUUAUAUAUGAAUAUAAGUGCUGGCGUGUGACAUUGGCAUCAUUCAGUUUGUGUUGUGCACUGACAGUUGACUCAGUUUGUUUUUCAAAUCUACAUCAUGAGCCAAAGACUUCUGUGUAAAUAUGAGUGUAUGGACAAAGCAUAUUGUAUUUAUUGUUUUACUUGGAUUCUUUUUUUGAAGGCUGGAAAAACAAUCAUCUUAAUUUCUCCUUUCCUGUGAACUUACCGUGAGAACAUGCUGGGGCAUUUUCUAAGUGUCUGCUUACUAUCAGAGUUCAGCAGUCCCUGGUUUUCAAAGUUUCUCCCUCUCUGUGUUGUAACUGUGGUUUGUUAGUGGAAAUGCUUGUGAAGUUUACCUACACUGACUGCACUGAGGAACGUCCACAUCGAAGUGGUCCCUUUCUGUUUGAGCUUUCACACAUCUAAGUA